AUGGAACGUUUGAUUAUUUCGAUUCCAUUGAAGCGUGGAACAGAUGACUCAUUCACCCCGUUGACAAGAAACUCAAGUAGUGGAGUAUUACCAUCAAAUUUAUUACGUGCUUCAGCCAGUAACGAAAUUAAGAAGGCAAAGUACGAUUGCUCAGUCAGCUUAAUGACACUCGCCACAAAUGGAAUGGUACUGCCUACGACGCAGCAGCAGUUUAUUUCUACUAUUAAUUUUGAUAACAGUGCUCAGUUCUUGGGCCAACCCUUAACCUCUACUAAUGUUGGAUCUAUAAUGCCUGUAACAACGCAAGCAUAUGCAAUAGAAGGUAGUGGCACUUCUCAAAUAUCUCGAGUAGUGCAUCUUCGGAACAUACCAUCUGAUAUGACAGAUCUUGAAUUACUUCAAUUCUGCAUGCCUUUUGGCAAACUUGUCAAUUAUUUGCUACUAAAUGUUAAAAAUCAAGCUUUUGUCGAAUAUGAAGAUGAGCAAAGUGCGCAGAACUUAAUUGCUGUUUCUACUGCGUGUCCAGCAGUUAUUCGCGAAAAGUAUCACAUUUUUACAAAUUAUUUUUUUUAA
This is a messenger RNA of Thelazia callipaeda (thelaziosis nematode), 573 nucleotides long. Lineage: Eukaryota; Metazoa; Nematoda; Chromadorea; Rhabditida; Thelaziidae. The record is from the annotation of a GenBank genome assembly.